Venturia canescens is the source of this 2159-nucleotide messenger RNA. It is a transcript of the gene Poxm, whose product is annotated as Pox meso. Lineage: Eukaryota; Metazoa; Arthropoda; Insecta; Hymenoptera; Ichneumonidae. Bases 523 to 1977 code for a protein of 484 amino acids. The record is from RefSeq and is a predicted model, not a curated record. Gene Ontology annotation, molecular function: RNA polymerase II cis-regulatory region sequence-specific DNA binding; DNA-binding transcription factor activity, RNA polymerase II-specific. Gene Ontology annotation, biological process: regulation of transcription by RNA polymerase II; anatomical structure development. The transcript has 3 exons.
AAAGAGCAUAACGCUCGGGCGAUCUCGCGCGCGUUCCCCAACAUUUCUUAUUUCUGCUCUGGUAAAUCUGUCGUCUCAGUCAGUGAGGCAGUGAAGGGCGAACUGUGUAGUGACCGUGUCCACUGCGGUUCGUGACGAUUCCCUUUUUUAUUUCGGGUCCACUCGAUCGAAAACCUCGUCAGACUUUCCGAUCGAGUGACAAUUCGACGAGGACUUUUUCCGACAAGCAAAUUCGGCGGAAACGUGUUUACUGUGAUCUCGAAGCGAUGAAAUUUAUGAAAAUCUCGUAAUUCGAGCGAUUCUGCAUCGCAAUGUGCUUUUUCUCACGAAUCCAAUGAUCCUGUGACUCAUUUGUGCUCGUACUACAACUUGAUCUCGAAUUUAAGAAAAACGAGGACUUUCCCCUCUUGACGCGAGAACGAGACACUUUUUUCUCUACUUUUGGUGAUAUCGGGCACAAAAACGGUCGCAAACACGCAGUUGACUUUGCGGUCGUCCGACGGCUGUCUUUCCGGCCCCCCGAUGGAUCCGAUCGUUCUAGAAAGUAGCGGGAACGCAGGGAUCGGUGGCCAGCAUCAUCAGCAGCAGCAGCAUCAGCACCAGCAGCAACAGCCGCAGCAGCAACAGCCGCAGCAGCAACAGCAGCAACAACAGCAGCAACAAUACGGAGAGGUGAACCAGCUCGGGGGUGUUUUCGUCAACGGUCGUCCUCUGCCGAACGCGGUGCGUCUUCGGAUCGUGGAGCUGGCGCAGCUGGGCAUCAGGCCCUGCGACAUAUCGAGGCAACUGCGGGUCAGCCACGGCUGCGUGAGCAAGAUUUUGGCGCGGUACCACGAGACCGGGAGCAUCCUGCCGGGGGCGAUCGGCGGCAGCAAACCUCGCGUGACCACGCCCAAAGUCGUGCAGUACAUAAAGCAACUGAAGCUCAAAGAUCCGGGGAUCUUCGCCUGGGAAAUACGCGAUCGGCUCUUGUCCGACGGCGUCUGCGACAAAUACAACGUUCCUUCGGUCUCGAGCAUCUCGAGGAUCCUCAGGAACAAGGUCGGCGCGGCGGCAGCGGCGGCGGCCGCGGCCGCCGCCGCCGCCGCGGCCAUGCACCAGCAUCACCCGGCUCAUCAUCAUCCCGCCCAUCACCACCAUCACCAUCAUCAUCUGUACGCCGCUGCCGCCGCCGCCGGCGCUGCCCUGUGCCCGGUCCCCUAUCCACCGACGCCUUAUCACGCCGCGCCGCCGGCCGCUGUUCCUCACCAUCAUCAUCACCACCACCAAGUUGGCUUGACUGCGGCUUCCUCGAGCAAGUUGUCGCCAUCGCCGCCGGUAUCAGCGACUUCCGCGGGCCCGAACAGCCACCAGCACCAUCACCACGAGGAUUCCUCGACGAUGAGCGCCCCGACGAGCGCUCCUGCUUCCGGGCUUCUUCAUUGGCCGAGCUCCCACACCGUCCACAACAUACUCGCGACUUCCGGCCUUGCGAGUCACGUCCCCAACGGCUCGACCUCCUCCUCCUCCAACAAUUCCUCCUCUCCCCUCUGUCCUUCCAUUCGCAAUCAUUCUCAAAGACACUCUUUCGCUUCCAGCCUCCGGGAACACCGCAACAACAACGAAAACAACCGGAACAUCGACACGAGCAGCAACGACGACAACGACGACGACAACAACAACCAUAUCAACAGCCCAAACAACGAUGACCCUGCGGAUCUCAACUGCAACACUCACAACGACGAAAGACUCGUCAAUGGACAGAGCCAUCACCAUCCCCAUCAUUCUCACUACCCAAAUCACUAUCAUCACCAUCACCAUCGCCCGCAACAGUAUUACGCUUCGGCAGCCCUUUACCACCAUCAUCACAACCAUCCUGGUGCCUCGAUACCCAACCCCUCGAGCCUCGUUCCCAACACCCCAAGCCCGAUGUCCUUCCAACCUCUCGUGAUGCAAAUAUCCAGCAACCUCAGCCAACCCGCGAGUCCUUGCAACUAAUUUCACUCCACUUUUAUUUCUGCUCCUCUGUUUUUUCUUUUGUUUUUCAUUUGAGGAGAAAUAAGAUGAUGAUAUUUUUAUUCUUUUGUUUUUUCAACGUCGCAGCUCGUGGGAUGUGCAAUCGAGUUUGGUGAAACUGAACGUUUAGUGUGCUUUUCAUGGCGAAUCGUAUUAAAGAUUUU